Malus domestica (apple) is the source of this 1594-nucleotide messenger RNA. Its product is annotated as metacaspase-1-like. Gene Ontology annotation, biological process: proteolysis. The record is from RefSeq and is a predicted model, not a curated record. Gene Ontology annotation, molecular function: cysteine-type endopeptidase activity. Lineage: Eukaryota; Viridiplantae; Streptophyta; Magnoliopsida; Rosales; Rosaceae.
ACUUCCCUCCCUCUCUCUCUCUCUCGCUUUCUUCUCCCCUCGCAUUUCACGUCACCUUCCUCCCAAAGUCACAAACCGCUACACCAUUCCGCCAAGUCAAUAUAAGCCUUCUUCUUUUGCAACCCCUCUCCCUCCCCACCAUUUCCUUCUUCCUCAAUCCCUUCUCUCUCAUCGCCUUCCGAUCACAACAAUCUCUCCCAAUCCAAUUCAAUUCAGUUCCGGCAUGCCGUUGCUGGUAGACUGCUCCAGCUGCAACACGCCGCUGCAGCUGCCGCCCGGCGCUAGGACGAUCCGCUGCCCCCUGUGCCAGGCCUUCACCCGCAUCGCCGACUCCCGCGCUCAUCCACCUCAGCCUUACUCUGCCUCCUCCUCCUCAUCUAACCACAACCCUCCUCCGCCCUCCACUUCUCCCUACAACCACGCGCCGCCGGUGCCUCCUCGGACGGUGCACGGACGGAAGCGAGCUGUGAUAUGUGCCGUGUCGUACAAGCGGUCCCGGCACGAGCUCAAGGGAUGCAUUAACGACGCCAAGUGUAUGAAGUACUUGCUGGUCAACAGGUUCAGCUUUCCAGAAUCCUCCAUUCUCAUGCUCACCGAAGAAGAAGCUGAUCCUUAUAGGCACCCGAACAAGCAAAACAUCAGAAUGGCGCUGUUUUGGCUUGUGCAAGGUUGUCAAGCGGGGGAUUCUUUGGUGUUUCAUUAUUCUGGUCAUGGAUCACAACAGAGGAACUACACUGGGGACGAGGUGGAUGGAUUUGAUGAAACGCUAUGUCCUUCGGAUUUUGAGACUCAGGGGAUGAUUGUCGAUGAUGAGAUCAAUGAAACAAUUGUCAGACCUCUUCCCACCGGGGCUAGGCUUCAUGCAAUUGUGGAUGCUUGCCACAGCGGUACUGUGCUAGAUUUACCGUAUCUCUGUAGGAUGGACAGGAACGGGAAGUACAUAUGGGAGGAUCAUCGCCCAAGAUCAGGUGUUUGGAAAGGAACAAACGGUGGAGAGGUCAUUUCCUUUAGUGGCUGUGAUGAUGAUCAAACCUCUGCUGAUACCUCAGCUUUGUCAAAGAUUACUUCGACUGGUGCCAUGACUUACGCUUUCAUCGAAGCCAUCGAGCGUGGACAUGGAAAUACAUAUGGUAACAUGUUGAAUGCAAUGCGAUCUACCAUCCGUAACACAGACAAUGAUGGUGGAGGUGGUAUUGUGACAUCUCUUAUCUCCAUGCUUUUGAAAGGGGGGAGUCUUGGCGGGAUAAGACAGGAACCACAGCUAACCGCCAAUCAACCAUUUGAUGUGUAUACGAAGCCUUUCUCCUUGUAGUUAUUGAAGCAGGAUUUCCCUACGAUUGCUCAUGAUCAUUCAUUAAUCGUGUCCCGGCCUCCUAUUCGUGUGUACACUUCUCAGAGAAACCCAAUUUUGUAUCUGCUUGUGUUUAAUUCUGUUGUUUACCGAUCUAUGUUUUCUGUGUUCUUGGAUGAUGCUCGAUGGCUGUUAGGCAUGCUGUGUAGAUCUGAUAUCAAAUAGACCCUAACCGAUAAAAUCUGUGUCUGAAACUUCCUUGCAUUGGAACAAGAACAAGCUACACCAAGUAAACAACGCAAA